AUGGCCCUUGCUUCCAACAAAGUAGUCUGCAUUACUGGUGCAUCUCGAGGCAUUGGUCGCGGCUGUGCUUUAGAAUUUGCUAAACACGGUGCUUCUGGGCUUAUCCUGCAUUAUUUUGAAACAGAUGAAGAGAUCCUAUCUUUGAAAGCUGAAGUUGAAAACCACAACACUCGAGUUGUCAUGGUAUAUGGCGACAUUUCUGACCCCACUACUUCAACCAAGGUUGUCCAAUCAGGCGUCGAUGCCUUUGGCCGCAUCGAUGUUCUUGUCUCCAAUGCCGGAAUAUGUCCCUUUCAUGAAUUUCUCACCAUGCCUCUCGAAAUCUAUGAACGAACGCGGAAGGUUAACCUUGAUGGAUCAUUCUAUAUCGUACAAGCUGUCGCAAAUCAAAUGAAGAAUCAGACUCCCCAAGGCGGCGCGAUUGUUGCAAUCUCUUCUAUUUCUGCAUUCUUUGGUGGCGAAUUCCAAUGCCACUAUACGCCAACGAAAGCCGCGAUAUUGUCUCUCAUGCAGAGCUGUGCCAUAGCGCUCGGUCAGCAUGGCAUACGAGCCAAUGCAGUUCUCCCGGGCACGAUAGCCACCGACAUCAAUAAGGAAGAUUUAUCUGAUUCCGACAAACGGGAAUACAUGAUAAAACGGACGGCUCUCGGUCGCCUUGGAGCCCCCGACGACAUUGCCGGUCCUGUUGUUUUCUUAGCCAGCAAUCUAGCGAAAUACAUCACGGGAACGUCACUACUGGUGGAUGGAGGGAUGGGUAGUAAUUUGCAAUAA
Messenger RNA from Desarmillaria tabescens, 771 nucleotides. RefSeq names its product NAD(P)-binding protein. The record is from RefSeq and is a predicted model, not a curated record. NCBI's taxonomy places the organism in Eukaryota, Fungi, Basidiomycota, Agaricomycetes, Agaricales, Physalacriaceae. Bases 1 to 771 code for a protein of 256 amino acids. The transcript has 6 exons. Gene Ontology annotation, molecular function: oxidoreductase activity, acting on the CH-OH group of donors, NAD or NADP as acceptor.